AUGUCCCGCGCGGAAGUCGACCUCCAGAACGCGGUCAAGAAGGCGUGCAACAACGACGAAGUGCCGCCGAAACGGAAGCACGUGCGGGCAUGUAUCGUCUACACCUGGGACCACAAGAACUCGCGGGCGUUCUGGAACGCCGUCAAGAUCCAGCCCCUCCAGCAGGAAGAAGUGCCCUUGUUUAAGGCAUUGAUCAUGAUCCACAAGGUGUUGCAGGAAGGCCACCCCAACACGUUGAAGGACGGCUACCGCAACCGAGACUUCAUCGCGCUGUUGGGCAAAGUGUUCCCCUCCCGCGGUACUCCCUACGGCCGCCUCAUUAGCCAGUACGAUAAGUUCAUCUUGCAGAAGCUUGAUUUCCAUCGGAACAACCCUGGCUUCAACGGGACGUUUGAGUACGAGGAGUACGUGUCGUUGCGAGCAGUCAAUGACCCUAACGAAGGUUACGAGCUGCUUUUGCAACUUAUGGACAUGCAAGACGCCAUUGCCGACUUGCAAAAGCUUAUCUUUGCCACCAUCCACCAGACGCUGAACAACUUGUGUAAGGUGUCGGCGUUGGUGCCGCUUAUCGCCGAGUCCUACGGGAUCUACAAGUUCUGCACGCUGAUGUUGCGGGCGAUGUAUCAGCAAUUGGGCGAGGACGAGUUGUUGCAAGCGUUGUUUGAGCGGUACGACUCGCAGUUCUUCGCCUUGCGUGAUUUCUACACUGACUGUCACUCAAUCAAGUUUUUGACGUCGCUUAUCCAAAUCCCUAAACUUCCUGGCAACCCUCCCAGUUUGAAGGUUACCGAUCUGGGCCAAGCCAUCGAACCGCCGGCCCCGGCACUCCCGCAAAGACAGGUAUCGGAAGCGAUGUCUGUGCCGCCGCCGCAAUCGCCGCCUCCCGAAGUGAACCAAUUGCACUCGCAACAAACCGGGUGGCUCAAUGCGCAAAUGGAAGAGCAGGAACGCAUCCAACAACAACUUGAAUUGCAACGUCAACAACAAUUGCAAGAGCAAUUGCGCCAACAACAAUUGUUUGAGGAACAACAGCGUCAACAACAAUUGCUUCUUCAGCAACAACAACACGCGCUUCAACAACAGCAAACGUCCAAUGCCAACCGUGUUUCCGAAUUGGAACACGACUUGUUGAUGUUCAAGAACCAAUACGAUAAUGACCAAAACUUAUUGCUGCAAUACGAUCUGCGGGUGAAGCUGUUGGAGACGGAAUUGCAAAACUUCAACAACAAUGCUACUCAGCAAUUGGCGAGCAAGGACGAACAAGUUAAGAACUUGGAAGAACAGAUUAACAACUGGACCAAGAAGUACGAAAAGUUGGCCAAGUUGUACUCGCAAUUGCGUGGUGAACACUUGAAUUUGUUAGAGAAGUUUAAGAAGAUCCAACAAAAGAUCAACCUGGCACAAGAACUGAUCCAGAAGAAGGAGAAGUAUGAGAAGGAUCUCAAGGCCAAGAACCUCGAAUUGGCCGACUUGAUCCGGGAACGUGACCGGGCCCGUCUCGACUUGGACCGUCUCAAGGGGGUCAAGGACCAGGAAAUCGAAAAGUUACAAGCUCAAAUUCGCGAGUUGCAGGCUCAGCACACCGAACUGGGCAAGUUGCAAUACACCCACUUGCGGUCGAUGGAACAGAAGCACAGUGACGAAAUCAGUGCUUUGAAGCGUCAAUUGAUGGACAAGGGGGACUACUCGGACUUGCAACAACAACUUAAAGAUAAAGAAGUUGAUCUUGAAAUUGCUCAAGAAUCGUUGGAUCUGGCGUUGAAACAAUUAGCUCUCGCCUCGGCGUCUAAGGGUGACGACGAUGAAAUUGUCAACGAACAGAUCGACCAGAUCAUCUUGCUGAACAUCGCCAAGAUCAAGCACUUGUUGGAUGUGUUCUUGAACAACAACAUCAAGCGGAUACAGGAAAUCAAGGCGGCGUUGAUUCUGGAGUUGCAAGCGGGUAACAUGAACACUCUGCCUGAGUUCUUGAUGUCGGUGAUUGAACUGUGUGCCAACACCAGUAACGACUUCAGCAACACUUUCAUUGACUUCAUCGUUGAAGACAAGGCAGUCUACGCUGAAAGUCAAGAUUCGAACCUGACUUACUCUCGGAUUAUUGUGGCUCUGUCGGAGCUUACUGAUCUUGCUCAAGGGGUCAUGCUCAAUGCUAAAGGGUUCGUGUCUAACCUGGUGCGGAAACUGGAGGAAGGUAAGGUUAUUGGUAUGGUGAAGGAUGUUCUUGACGAAUUAGAAAAGUUCUUCGCUGACCUUAACCUGGAGAAGCUUGAUAGCUUCGAAGAUGAAGACGACCGUUACGAAGUGGUGAUCGAAGGUAAUGUGCGCGUACAACAAGCGUUGCACACUUUGGGUGACUUCAUCGACGGCGCUUCGCUGGCGGGUAAGUUGAACAAGCUGGCGGACUUCGAACACUUGGUCGACAACGAAAUGGCCACCACUGCCAAGAAUGUUCAUGAUGCUCAAGCGUUCUUGCUUAAGUUGUUGCAAAUGCUGGCAGGCGAUGUCCACGAAGCCCUCAUUGCUGCUGCUAAGGCUAUCACUGAUGCAGUGGCGAUUUUGAUCACCUGUGCCACUGAAUCACAACGGGAAAUUGUGGCUAAGACUAAAGGUCAAUUAAACCCGGCCGAAUUCUACCGUAAGAACUCGAGAUGGACGGAAGGGCUCAUCUCGGCCUCGAAGGCAGUGGGUGGUGCUACCAACAUCUUGAUCACCACUGCUGACGGGGUAUUGAGAAACAAGAACUCUCACGAGGAGUUGAUUGUGGCCCUGAACGAAGUGGCGGCGCUGACGGCACAAUUGGUGGCGGCGUCGCGGGUCAAGGCCAACUUUACCUCAAAGACCCAAGACAACUUGGAGCUGGCGUCGUCGGGAGUGCUGUUCGCAUGUAAGCUGUUGGUGCUGAAGGUGCAACUGUUGUUACAGAAGAAGGAGGACGACUACGACAUCGACCUCGACAAGUUGACCACCAUGGAAGGUAAGAAGGUGGAGAUGGAACAACAGGUGGAGAUCUUGAAGCUUGAAAACAAGUUGGCGUCGGCGCGUAAGCGGUUGGGUGAGAUUCGCAGAUAUGGCUACCGUGACGACAACACCGAUGAUGAAGAUAAUUAG
This is a messenger RNA of Diutina rugosa, 3108 nucleotides long. It is a transcript of the gene SLA2, whose product is annotated as Sla2p. Lineage: Eukaryota; Fungi; Ascomycota; Pichiomycetes; Serinales; Debaryomycetaceae. Bases 1 to 3108 code for a protein of 1035 amino acids. Gene Ontology annotation, cellular component: clathrin-coated vesicle; actin cortical patch. Gene Ontology annotation, biological process: clathrin coat assembly; actin filament organization; endocytosis. The record is from RefSeq and is a predicted model, not a curated record. The transcript has a single exon. Gene Ontology annotation, molecular function: clathrin light chain binding; actin filament binding; phosphatidylinositol-3,5-bisphosphate binding.